Molecule: messenger RNA, 1923 nt
Organism: Rhea pennata
Lineage: Eukaryota; Metazoa; Chordata; Aves; Rheiformes; Rheidae
Product: claudin-7-like
Exons: 3
Coding region: 771-1292 (173 amino acids)
Biological process (GO): bicellular tight junction assembly; cell adhesion
Cellular component (GO): bicellular tight junction; plasma membrane
Molecular function (GO): structural molecule activity
Source: RefSeq, a predicted model, not a curated record
UCCCCGGCCGCCGUAGUCCUCGGCCCGGCUCGGUCCCGGCGGCGGAGACCCCGGGAGGGGAGGGGAGGGGAGGGGAGGGGAGGGGCAGGCGCAGGGCAGGCUGAGAGCCUGAGAGCGGCACCGGGAUCCGGACGGCGGCGGCGCGGCGCCCGGCUCCAUGGGGGCAACCGGGACGGGGGUGCAGCUCGGUGGGGGGCGCCGGGCCAGGGUAUGGGGAGCAGCCCAACCCCCGGAGAGGCGCCCAGCUCGGCGAGGGGCGCCGGGAUGGGGUUUGGGGAGCAGCCCAGCUCCUCGACAGGUUUGGGGUACAGCUCAAAUCGCGGACAGGCGUUCAGCUCGGCAAGGGGUAGCAGGGCAGGAUGUGGGGUACAGCUCAGCCCCCAGGCAGGCGCUCAGCUCGGCGAGCGGUCCCCGAACAGGGCUGCCCCUUGCUGCUGGCAGUAGCAGAACCGGUGCCCGGGGCCAUGAGACCCCCCCCCCCAGCGCCGCCCCGCUGACGUCAGGCAUAGCCCAGCCCCUAUAUACAGGUGCGCGCACCUGCCCGGGUGCUCCUGCUGCACUUGGCCACCGCUGCUGUUGCUACUGCUGUCGCCACUGCUGUCGUUGCGGCCACCACCACCAGACCGGGACCAGGACCGGGAGCCGCCGCCUGCCUACGGUGUGCUCCUGCUCAGCCCCCAACUCGCCCCUGGCUCUGCUCGGCCCAGGUCUCCCACGGGCAAGGGCUUGUGGCCGUCCGCCUCGGCGCCAGGCCCCUCGCCGGCGGGGCUAUGGCCAACGCGGGGCUGCAGCUGCUGGGCUUCGGGCUGGCAGUGGCCGGCUGGCUGGCCCUGCUGGUGGCCACUGUGCUGCCCCAGUGGCAGAUGUCAUCCUACGCCGGCGACAGCAUCAUCACGGCCGUGGCCAUGUACAAGGGGCUCUGGAUGUCAUGCGUCUCACAGAGCACCGGACAGAUCCAGUGCAAGGUCUAUGACUCGCUGCUCAGUCUCUCCGCAGCGAGACACAGACCCGCUAUCGCCUUAUCGGCUUUGGCAACGGGAGCCAAACCGCAGGGGUCACCAGGGCACCUGGACUCCUGGGUCCGCUUGGAGGGAAGCGGCAGCGCAGAGCAGGGCUGCCCGAACGCCUGGGUCCCUUCGGGACGCCUGGACGUCUGGAUUUUCCCCCAGCCUGGCGGUGGUGGAGCGGAGCCCAGGCGUCAGCCCCCCACCCCCACCCCGAGAUGGCGGAAAAUCCCCUGGGCCAUUUCCUGGUGCAAAGGGUGCGCCUGGGUUGGGUGUCCUCCCUCCUAGCCCCAGCCACCCGAGGGGCCCAGGUGUCCGGGCCCUCCCUUCACCUCCUGCUGCUCGGGAGGGAGCCCAGGUGUCCGGGAGGGACUGGCGCUGCCUUCAGUUUCGCUGAAACUCAGAGGCUUUGUCCGGGUGGGGGGAGCCCAUGAGUCACCGGGGAGCAGCCGCUGGGGUGGGUCCCAUGCUGUGGGGCUGGGGCCAAAGUCCCCCCCGCCUGGGGCGAGGCCAUGGGGUGCGUCUGAGAGCCAGGGCUGCACCAGGGUCUCAGGUGUCUGGGGCUGCCCCACAGCCCCGAAACCCAUUGGGGGAUCCAGGCGUCUGGGGCUGCCCCACAACCCCAAAACCCAUUGAGGGACCCAGGCAUCUGGGGCUGCCCCAUGGCCCCAAAACCCAUCGGGGAACCCAGCCAUGGGGGGGGGGGGGCAGGUGCCCAGGAAAGGUGCAUGAUGCGCGUGCCCUGGGGCAGCAGAAUCUCCCUGCUAAUUGCAAGCUUCUGCUAAUUGAGAUGUUGGCUGCUGCUAACAAGACCUGUGCUAAUUGCCAGGCUGCUUCCCUAGUGCCGCUCCCUCCCCACGGGGCCCUGGGCGCCUCCGCUUUUCCCGCCUGGCGCCUUGUAAAAGGGCCAAAGUCCGAA